AUGGAGACCUUGGAGAGUUUCUCAAAGAGGAUGAGUGUGAUUCAGUUUACAUUGGAGAAUGAUGCAGACUGGAAUGGAGGCCCGGACUGUGGCAGGGGCAGUGAGAGACAGCACGGCCUUGACCGCUCCUUAGAUACCCCAGAUAACUCUGGAACCAUCACGGGGGACCUGGUGGCUAGCCGGGCCUCGCCCAGCGCCGGGGCUCGGUGGAAAGUUCGCAGAGCGCGGGGUCCGUUCGCGGCCCAUUCAGCCUCCGUCCGACCCGGACUGCAGGGCCCCGCACUGCCAGGCGCUUUACUGGAAGGCCCUGCCUGGGAGCCCCAGGAGCUGCGGCGCUGCGAGGCCGAGGGCCCGGCCCGCAGCACUGCCCCGGCCCCGCUCAGGCGCAGGCCCCGGGCUGGGUGCUUCCGGUAUCAGCGGGCCGAGGGCUGCAUUGAGAAACUGGCACCCACCGCCUUCACCUACGAGCAGCUCGUGGCGCUGGAGAACAAGUUCAAGGCGACUCGCUACCUGUCAGUGUGCGAGCGCCUCAACCUGGCUCUGUCGCUGAGCCUCACCGAGACGCAGGUGAAGAUCUGGUUCCAGAAUCGCCGAACCAAAUGGAAGAAGCAGAACCCGGGCGCCGACACAAGUGCACCGACCGGCGGCGGCGGAGGGCCGGGCCCCGGGGCCGGGCCUGGCGCGGGGCUGCCCGGCGGCCUCAGUCCACUCAGCCCUUCGCCGCCCAUGGGCGCGCCGCUCGCCAUGCACGGCCCGGCGGGGUACCCAGCGCACGGCCCGGGUGGCCUGGUGUGCGCCGCGCAGCUGCCCUUCCUGUCCAGCCCCGCGGUGCUCUCGCCCUUCGUGCUGGGCUCGCAGACCUACGGCGCGCCCGCCUUCUACGCGCCGCACCUCUGA
Messenger RNA from Tupaia belangeri chinensis (Chinese tree shrew), 897 nucleotides. It is a transcript of the gene NKX1-1, whose product is annotated as NK1 homeobox 1. Gene Ontology annotation, cellular component: nucleus. Gene Ontology annotation, biological process: cell differentiation; regulation of transcription by RNA polymerase II. The record is from RefSeq and is a predicted model, not a curated record. NCBI's taxonomy places the organism in Eukaryota, Metazoa, Chordata, Mammalia, Scandentia, Tupaiidae. Gene Ontology annotation, molecular function: DNA-binding transcription factor activity, RNA polymerase II-specific; RNA polymerase II cis-regulatory region sequence-specific DNA binding. The transcript is spliced from 5 exons. The coding region runs from base 1 to 897 and encodes 298 amino acids.